Molecule: messenger RNA, 3663 nt
Organism: Halichondria panicea
Lineage: Eukaryota; Metazoa; Porifera; Demospongiae; Suberitida; Halichondriidae
Product: SWI/SNF complex subunit SMARCC2-like
Exons: 23
Coding region: 106-3522 (1138 amino acids)
Biological process (GO): positive regulation of DNA-templated transcription
Cellular component (GO): SWI/SNF complex
Molecular function (GO): histone binding; DNA binding
Source: RefSeq, a predicted model, not a curated record
ACUCUAAGUGUGUAUUAAUUAGAAGAAGGCACAAGGUGAAUGGCUUUUUCUUUUCUCCUUUGAUUGAUCAAGACCUACAAGCUACCUCAAGACUGUUCUACAGAGAUGUCGACGGCUCUACCCGUGCCCAUCCGUAAGAAGAGUGGAGGUCCAGAUACUAAACAAUAUGAGAACAAUGAAACAGUGUCUAGCUUUGAAGGAGUGCGACAAUGGCUUAUCAAAAACUGCAAGAAACACACACAAGCGGAGCCACCUACCAACAAACAGUUAGCUGCACUCACCUUCACAAUGCUCCAGUUUCAAGAGGAUGCGUUCGGUAGGCAAGUGGUGAAACCCGCUCUCACCAAGAUUCCAGUACGGCUAUUUGAGGAUCUCCAACCAGGGGGUGCUCUGUCUACCAUCAUGGCCACUGCCUUCAGGGUGAAAUCGGAACAGAACUGGAGACGAUUCGACUUUCAUUCCCCUUCCAGAAUGGAUCGUGGACUUGAGCUGUUUAUGAAUAUACGCAAAGAUUUAGCUCAGGCGAGGCACUGGGAACCCCCCAGGGUGUUCCUGGACUCGUCUGUAGCGGACACUCAACGUCUAUUGGAGGUAGUCAAGAGGCAUCAGGGCGUUGUUGUGGAGAGAGUGGAGGAGGCUAGUCAUGUGGUGUACCCAGCCCCGCCUCCUAGUCCCCCUGAGGAGGAGUAUCUCCGCCCACUCGAUGUACGAGGGAAGGCAGUCCUCGUUCAUUGGUGGUACUUCCCAGAUAGCUAUGAUACAAUUGUUCCUAUUGCCGAUGUGGUCAUGGCAACCCCUGAAGCCCCACCCCCUUCUCCCAAGCAGUGGUUGGUCUCGGCUCAGUGGCUCUCGGACACGGAUCACUUCAAUGAAUGGAUGAACGAGGAGGACUAUGAACUCAUUCCUCAGGGUGGGCAGUUGCAACUGAUGGCCCCUCACCUUGGUAUCACACGGAGGACCUUCAUCAAGACUCCGGCACAGACAGACGACACGCUAUCACAGGACACUCCAGAGGGAGGUCGUAAAGACAGAGGUGCACGCAAGAGACAGCGUCAACCAUCACCCUCCCCGCCCGCACCAACACAGAAGAGACCACGGAAAAGAGCGAGCACUCGUCGCUCUGGAGCGAGACUGCGUAGUACUAGCGAAGCAUCUGAGGAAGACUUUACGAAGCAUCUCCCCACACCCUCACAGCCUCUCACCGUCACAGAGGUCACGCACCCACCAUCCACACCUGGUGGUGACGACAUCAUAGAGCUUCGGUCACCUCAUGUACAGACCACACCCACUCCACAACCACCCCCUCCAGUCAGCAGGCCCUUCAAUCCUGUCCCUCCCUCCAAGAACCCCGAGGAGGCGGCCACCCCUCAGACCCACCACAUUGUCAUUCCCAGUUACUCGUCUUGGUUCGACUACCACAGUGUCCACACCAUUGAGAAGCGCUCUCUACCUGAGUUCUUCAGUGGAAAGAACAGAUCAAAGACGCCCGAAAUCUACCUGGCCUAUCGUAACUUCAUGGUGGACAGUUUCCGGCUGAAUCCCUCCGAGUAUCUGUCAGUGACAGCGUGUAGGCGUAACCUGGCCGGAGACGUUGGGGCCAUUCUGCGCGUGCAUGGCUUCCUUGAACAAUGGGGUCUUGUCAACUAUCAUAUCGAGGGGCAUAGUCAAAUGAUGGGCCCGCCCACUACAGCGCACUUUAAUGUACAGGUUGAUACUCCAAUGGGUGUGCAGCCCCUACCCUCUGCUAAUAACAAAGGUCAAAGUCCAGCUCAGAAGUCAGCCACAGAUCAACUGGUGCAACUUCCUGAAAAAGAAGGCAAUAAAGAAAGAAAUCCACUAGAGAACGUUGGGCUGCGUACUGACAUGUACAGUGCAGCUGACAAAGAGGGCAAUGUUACCACCAAGAAGCCAUGGACACCACAGGAGACCCUACUGUUACUAGAGGGCCUGGAGAUGUGCCGUGAUGACUGGAAUAAGGUGGCUAUCCACGUGGGAACUCGUACACAGGACGAAUGCAUCCUGCACUUCCUCAAGCUGCCCAUUGAAGAUCCAUACCUCGAGGAAAACAAAGAGUCACUAGGUCCCCUGGCUCACCAGCCAAUACCAUUCUCCCAACAAGGCAACCCUGUUAUGUCCACGGUGGCGUUCCUUGCCUCAGUGGUGGAUCCUCGUAUUGCUGCAGCUGCUGCCAAGGCCGCUCUCGCUGAGUUUGUGGCACUGAAAGACGAGCUUCCUGACAAGACUAGGAAUACCACACCCACUGAGCAAAAGACCACACCCACCGUAGAGAAAGUCGCACCCAAGGAGGAAAAGACCACACCCACUGGUGACAAGACCACACCCACUGAGGAGACUCCCAAGGCCCGCGAAGAUAAUGGUUCUCCUGUAGAGAAAAAACCCAAAGACGUUGUUGAACCAAUGGACGAAGAUAAGCUGCCAUUGUCAUCCUCAGAGCCACCGCCACCUCAGCCAUCUGGAGAGGGUCAAAGUUCAUCUAGUGAGGGGGUAGGCAAUGUAAGCACAGCUGCAGCAGCUGCCCUGGCCUCUGCUGCCGUUAAGGCCAAGCACUUGGCAAAUGUUGAGGAACGUAAGAUCAAGAGUCUUGUAGCCUUGCUAGUGGAGACACAAAUGAAGAAGCUCGAGAUCAAACUAAAGCACUUCGAGGAGCUGGAGGCCAUCAUGGACCGGGAGAGAGAGAGUUUAGAGUUGCAGCGUCAGCAGUUACUUAGCGACCGUCAGCAGUUCCAACGAGACCAGGUGAAGGCAGCUGAGAUGAGGUCAUUGCAGAGCCCCACUCUGGCCCCCCAGACCCCACUACAGCUACCCCCCGUGCUCAGACCUCCCCCAAAGAGCAUACCCCCUGCAGAGCCUAUUCCUAUCUUGUCUGAUAACGCCCCCUCCACAACUGGCACAGGCACAGAGGAGUCUGACGGUGUUGCCAUGGAGACUACACCUAGUGAGCCCAUUACCAUGGAAACAGCCCCACCAGAGAAGUCUGAGGAAUCAAACGCUAAGGUGCCUGUAAAUGAGGAUUCACCACCGAUUGAUACAAAGGAUGCUGAGGUGGUACCCCCCACGGAGACAAAAGAGGUACCCCCCAUUGAGACAAAAGCGGUAACCCCCACGGAGACAAAAGAGGUAACCCCCACGGAGACAAAGGGGGAGGAGGAAGAUGUUGUACCCCCCACUGAGCCUAGCAACGUGGAGACGAUUCCCCCCACUGAGACAGAGGGGGAAAUUGUACCCCCCACAGACGUUGUCGAGCAGUCUGAGACACAGGAGGAGGGAGGCAAUAAAGAGCCUCAAGAGGUUCCGGUAGAGGAGUCCAGUGAGGUCAAGCAGCCAGAAGUAACUGUGGAUGAGGGCAACAAAGAGAAGGAGGAAGAAGAACCAAUGGACACUGGUGAUGCAGGUGAAGGUGACACAGCUGCUGAUGACCGUCAUCCUUCCAAGGAGCAGUCUGUUCAGGAGGGCAUGUCUGAUACAGUAGCUGUGGUGCCCCCUACCGAAGAGGAACAAUAACGCUAGUAGUAAUCAUUCACUGUAUGUACAUGAAUCUUGAUUUGGAACAUUGUUAGGCUAUUAUCUCUAGCUGGAAUUUUUCUCUAGCUGGAAUUUUCUUUCUUUUACACUUGAUUCCAUUUAAUUAUCAACAAAUUUGGA